CCAAUAAACACCCUAAUCCGACUACUUCGAUUUCUGAUUCUUUUCCAUCUCGUCUUCCUUUGUGGUGAACGACUAGAGUUGUACGAUUUCACAAAACCCUAGAAAGGAUAGAACGAGAUGUCGAGCCGGAAACAUAGAGAUUCCGAUCGCGACAGGGAUAAGGAUUCAACCAAAGACUACAAGCAUCGAAGCAGCCAGCACUCCGAUGACCACCACCGCUCCAAACACGAUAAACACCGAGACGCCGAUGGAGAUGAUCGACGUCGCAGGGGGGAACGCGAGAGAUCCGAAGAUGUUGAAGAUCGGGUUAAGCGUGAGAGGUCAUACGACAGAGAAGGCAGCAAGGAUAGGGAACCGAGAGAGAAAUCGGUGGAUAACAGACGGCAUCACAAUCACAAGAGGAAAGAUAGAGGUGGAGAGAGUGACGAGGAGGAUCGGUAUUACGAUGCUCGCGAUAAACGAACUAGGGUUGCGGAUGAGAGAAAGGAGAGGCGGCGGUUUGAGGACAAAGUUGCCGCUGCUGAGGAUGACAGAGAUAGAGAAGAGAGGAAAGAGAGGAGGAAAUUUGAGGAUAAAGUUAAGAAAGAAGAGACCAGUUUUAUUGAUAACGAUGAAGAUAAACUGCAACAAGAGAAAUUAAACGGGGAAACAAUGACAACGACGAAGAGCGAACCUAAAGAUGAACACAAUGGUGGUUCCGAUGCCAAUGGUGGUGCACAGGGAUCACGCAGUAAGGCAUAUGGAACCCCACAUGAGACCCCUUUGGCAUCCAGCCACCCUCCUCUUCCUCCUCCUCCUAAGUACAGAUGGGACUUCUACAGAUGCUGGCAAGAGUGGAGGCAUCUCUCUCGAUGCCUUAUCUAAGGCCAAAGCAACUUUACUGAAGCGAAAGGAGCUUGCAGAGAAGAUGAAGAAGAUCCCCAUGUUAAACAAGGUUGCAGAUUCAGCAAGAGAGGGACUGAAAGCUCCAUCUAGUUCAGGAUUACCCCCUCCUCCACCACAAUCUGUAACUGCUAAUGCUGCCCCACUUGGUGGAGGGCUGCCCCAACUUGCAGGACUAACUGCCCCAAAGUUUGAAGCUGUAAAACGGGCACAAGAACUUGCUGCAAAGAUGGGUUUCAGACAAGACCCUGAAUUUGCUCCACUUAUAAACAUGUUCCCAGGACAGCUGGCACCAGAGGUGACUGGUCAACCUAAGCCUGCAAAAAGCUCCUGUUCUUCGUUUGGAUGCAUUGGGUAGGGAAGUAGAUGAAAAUGGCAAUGUGGUAAAUAUACCAAAGUUAAACAACUUGAGCACACUUAAAGUUAACAUUAACAAACAGAAGAAAGAUGCAUUCCAGAUUCUGAAACCAGAAUUAGAAGUGGACCCUGAUAAAAACCCUCACUUUGAUCCACGAAUGGGAAUCGAUAAAACCAAGCUUUUAAGACCUAAAAAGAUGACCUUUCAGUUUGUUGAGGAAGGCAAAUGGGCUAAAGAGGCAGAAAUCAUCAAGUUGAAGAGUCAAUUUGGUGAAGCACAAGCGAGAGAGUUCAAAGCAAAACAAGCACAUCUUGCUAAGGCUAAAGCUGAACCUGAUAUUAACCCAAAUCUCAUAGAGGUAGCUGAGAGAAUUAUCAUCAAAGAAAAGCCGAAAGACCCUAUUCCUGAUGUUGAGUGGUGGGAUGUGACAAUUCUUGAACCUGGUACUUAUGGAAACCUGGAAGAAGGCGGGCCACCAGAAGACAUACUAAAGAAAGAAAAGAUAACUUUAUACCGAGAACACCCCCGCCCAAUCGAGCCGCCAGCCGAACCGGCCCCACCGCCACCUCAGCCCUUAAAACUCACCCAAAAAGAACGCAAAAAGCUCCGCACCCAACGCCGCCUAGCCACCGAAAAAAACCGGCAAGAAAUGAUCCGGCAAGGCCUUCUAGAACCCCCAAAACCCAAAGUCAAAAUGAGCAAUCUCAUGAAAGUCCUCGGCUCAGAAGCCACCCAAGACCCCACCCGCCUCGAAAUGGAAAUCCGAAGCGCCGCCGCCGAACGCGAACAAGCCCACGUUGACCGCAACAUCGCCCGAAAACUAACCCCUGCGGAACGACGUGAGAAAAAAGAGCGCAAACUUUUCGAUGACAAUAAUACCCUCGAGACGAUUGUGUCAGUGUAUAAAAUCAACGACCUUUCGCACCCGAAGACACGGUUUAAAGUUGAUGUGAACGCACAGGAGAAUCGGUUGUCGGGGUGUGCGGUGAUUUCGGAGGGUAUUUGUGUGGUUGUGGUGGAGGGCGGGGUUAAAUCGGUAAAAAGGUAUCAGAAGUUGAUGUUGAAGAGGAUAGAUUGGAGUGCGGCUGUGGAAGAUGAGAAUAUGGAUGAAGAUGAUGGUGAUGAUGGGGAUGUGAAGGUGAAGAAUAAGUGUGUGUUGGUGUGGCAAGGGAGUGUGGCGAGACAGAGUUUCCAUAAGUUUUUGGUGCAUGAAUGUAGGACUGAGAAUGCGGCUCGAAGGGUGUUUUCAGAUGCGGGGGUUGGACAUUAUUGGGAUUUAGCCGUUAAUUUUACGGAUGAGGUGUGAUUUGGAUCUUUUUUGGUUUGUGUGAUGAGUAUGUUGUUGAAGGUCCAAAACUGGGAGAGAUGAGAUAGACUUGAAGUAAAUUUGAUGUUAUGUUGAAUAAUAGACACUUAUUUUGUCAAUGAUCUUAUCUCGUUCGUUAUUAUUGCUUCAAGCUGGUGUAGGAUUUAUCGC
Lactuca virosa is the source of this 2717-nucleotide messenger RNA. NCBI's taxonomy places the organism in Eukaryota, Viridiplantae, Streptophyta, Magnoliopsida, Asterales, Asteraceae. The record is from the annotation of a GenBank genome assembly.